Molecule: messenger RNA, 3270 nt
Organism: Phlebotomus papatasi
Lineage: Eukaryota; Metazoa; Arthropoda; Insecta; Diptera; Psychodidae
Product: CD151 antigen-like
Exons: 6
Coding region: 2362-3150 (262 amino acids)
Cellular component (GO): membrane
Source: RefSeq, a predicted model, not a curated record
AUGUGUCCGGCACACCUUUUAAACCGGGAGAAUUUCAUAAAGUAAAAAUUCACUUCUCUUUCUUCCUAAAUAGAUUUACACAAGUAUAUCCCACUCGUUCGGUCUCAAAAUUGAACUGAACUAAAUUAAAUUUGGUGUGAUGUUCAAAAGAAGAAGAAGAGUCUAUCCUACACUUAUGAAUUUUGAUUUCAUGAAAUUUUCUUGAUAUAAAGGGUGUGCCAAUGAAAUUUAUUUAGUAAAAAAAUUAAGUUAGCUCCCCUACAUCAUUAAUAUUCCCCAAAAAGGCUAUGCAAGAUAUUGUGGAGAAAUCUUGACCGCGGGGCAGACCUAGGACAAGGUGGCUGAAUCAAAUUCAGAAUCUUGCCUUGGGAUCGAACCCGGACAUCUUCCUGAAGAGACAGAGGAUCGACAGGCAUGGCUGUUAACCAUAAUGUCAUAGGCUCGCGACCUCGAUAAGGAUAAGCGGUUGAAAAUGGUGACAAGGGUGACAACAUUAAUAUUCUGUGUACCUUGUAUAGAGCCUCAAAUAGGUCAGUGGAUAGAGUAGUGGCUCUAUGACUGUGAGGUCUCGGUUUCAAAGCUAAGCAGCAGGAGAAAAAGAUUUAUCAUGCCAUAUCGGCUUUGAAUUCAUCCAGUGAAUGAAUGAAAAGUAAUGUCCAGGGGUAUGACGUUUCCUAUGUUUCCCAUAUGUUUCUAGCGUGCCGAAAAAACUUUUGAGGUUAUUAGCUGUUUUCGGUCAUUGUAGAACGAAUUAGCAAAUAAUACAAAUACAAAAUAAAAACCAAUUUAAUAUAGAAUGGGCAACCAAAAAUCCCAAAUUGGUAACCUACGUAGUUUUGGAGAUAUCUCGUGAAAUGUGUACGAAAACAGGAAAAAAAUUACACUAAAACUGCGGUUGCUUGUUUUUAGAGCUAAUGUCAGUCCCCUGGUAAUGUCAAUGGUGCAUGUUGACAAAAAAGUGAAACGUCUAAGCAAUAGAAGCUGGUACGAGAACGAGUUUCGGCACGAAAGUGGUAGUUCAGUCGAUACAAAUGUUCACUAUCACUGAUCAAAUACACAUCGAGAAGGGAUGCCGUGAUAUAGUAGCGGCACUGGUUGCCCACAGAGCUAUGAUAUGGAUCGGCUACCCGUAUCGGGAGAUAAGAUUGGUGGCCUGGAUGCAUCAGAAUAUCCGAAAUGGAGAACUGACCCCUGGCAAAAUCUUAUCUUAUCUCUGUGUACCUUGUCUAGAUAUGUAUAAGCUCUGUGUUAAUGUGUUUCCUGUUCCCAUCUUAACUUAUAUGGCCAAAAUGAUCGUCAACAAUUAAAUGGUGUAAUUCCCAAACUGAGCCUCAGCAUAAUAGCUCAAUUAAGAUCACCGAGCAAGACAGACGGGAUAGAAUUAAAGAAAAUAAUUAACGUAGAAAAUACGCUUUUUUUCUAUAUGAGAGAGAAAUAAACAAUAAAUCUCGUCAACAAUUCGCGCGCGCAUCUCAAUGUAAUGGUUCUCUCACACUUUGGCGGGAUGAUCAUAUGGUACUCGUAGGAGUAUUAGAGUUUGUUUUAGUCCAGAGACUGAUCUUGAGAGCGUCAGUUGAUGCCUGGGUGCGAUCGUGAGGUGUUGUGUGUUGGACAAGAUCACGAAGAUCACUGUGACACGAUCACGAGGUAAUUUUUUGUACCACGAUCAAUCAUCUCUGUGUCAAAUUGGAUCAAUUUGGCAUCGUGUGAGGUGCUGUUGAGGCGAAUAAUGAAUCAUUUGUGCUGAGAACAACGAUCAUCUUGGACGCAAAAGAAAAGAAAAACCAGGCAUGAUCGUUAAAAAAGUGUGAUGAGUGAAGAAAACGCGCAACUUCCGUACACAGUGUUUAUUCUUUGCGUCAAGUUUGAUGAACUUAUUGCAAAGCCAAAUGGAAACAAUUUUACUGGCUGGAGAACAACGACAUAUAAAGCAUUUUCCUAAACUUAAAUCAAUUUCAGAAAUUGAGAAUUACAUUUUGCCAUAUUAAAUUGUAAUGUAGAAAAAAUUCACCAGCAAAGUCUUUAAGAUAAAACAUGAAUAAUUAAAUAUUAUAUCGCGUUGUGAGGCAAGGGAAAAAAAGAAUUAUUCGAAAAACUCUGUGCAAACAGACGCAAUUGAAUGGCUGAUAAGAAAAGUCCCUGGAAUAAAUGGGAGUGUGAAGCAUAGAAAAAAAAGAAGAAUGUUGUGCAAAUAAAAAGUAUUUUAAGGUCACAGAUCAGUACAAAAGAUGAUCAUAUGGAAGGAGAAGUAUGAGAGAAUAGAGAACAAGAGCAGAAGAAACAUCUCCCAGAGGUGCCAAAAUGACUGUGGAGGAGUGAAAAUGUGGUGAUUUUGAGUGUCGAUUGCAACAUCGAGAGAUCAUGAGAAACAACCAAAGGUAUCAGAGGCACAAGACACGAGAUUCUGACUGCUGGAGUAUCAAUUUUCUCAAAUAUGUUCUUCACAUCUUCAACACCAUCUUCUUCAUGUCAGGGAUCAUUGUUGCAGGAGUGGCCGUGUGGACAAUCUUCUGGCGACACAAGUACAUCUCCCUCCUCUCUACAUUUAGCUACGCUUUUGGCGCCUACGCAUUUAUUGUGGCGGGAAUUUUGGCCAUUGCCGGAGGCAUUUGGGGAUGCUGCGGGAUAUGGCGGGAACAACGUGCAAUGAUCCUCUGUUAUACUUUUAUUCUACUUGUUACCCUAUGUUUGGAGGCAUCAGCCGGAUCCAUUGCGUAUCUCUACAACACUCUCCUGGACGAUGAUCUCAGCUUCAGUCUCAACGAGACAUUCCUCACGAGUUAUGCAAUUGAUCAGGGCAGAACCAAAGCUAUUGAUCAAAUGCAGCAAGAGUACAAAUGCUGCGGAGCUGUGAGAUUUGAGGAUUGGAGACAGAGUCUCUGGAUUUCUGAUCAGAAUGAUGAUCUUCUCUUUCCUCCCGAAGAUCGUGUAGUUCCGGAUUCGUGCUGUAUAACUCCCACGAACUUAUGUGGUCUCAGAGAUCAUCCUAGCAAUAUUUACUACACAGGCUGCAUCUACCAAAUGUCAGAGGAUCUCAAGCAUCAUCUAAUCAUUCUUGGAGCAAUGGCAGCUGGAUCGAGCAUGAUUCCCAUUUUUGGCAUGAUCAUCUCCUGCUGUCUCUACGUGAAGCUUUACAAGUUCAUCGACUAAUUUCUUCCAGAAUCUCACGGACAAAAAUAUUAGUCACACUUAACUAAUAAUCUUAACUUAUUGUUGUGUCAUUUUUAUCGUUCAUGAUGUGAAUAAUUAAAUAAAAAUGUUUCUACGUGA